Mizuhopecten yessoensis (Yesso scallop) is the source of this 1492-nucleotide messenger RNA. Its product is annotated as dynein light chain roadblock-type 2-like. The transcript has 4 exons. NCBI's taxonomy places the organism in Eukaryota, Metazoa, Mollusca, Bivalvia, Pectinida, Pectinidae. Gene Ontology annotation, biological process: microtubule-based movement. Gene Ontology annotation, molecular function: dynein intermediate chain binding. The record is from RefSeq and is a predicted model, not a curated record. Gene Ontology annotation, cellular component: centrosome; cytoplasm; cytoplasmic dynein complex. The coding region runs from base 105 to 401 and encodes 98 amino acids.
ACCGGAUAUUACAUUUCGUGUCACGCAUGCGGAAUCCACUCGAGAACUGUCAUUGGCAACAGACGUGAGGAAUUUAGCAGUCGACAACACGCGUUAUAUUUAGAAUGGCGACAUCGGUAGAAGAAACCCUAAAAAGGAUACAGGCCCACAAGGGUGUGAUCGGCACAAUUGUCGUUAAUUCUGAAGGAAUUCCAAUAAGAACAACUCUUGAUAAUUCCACAACGGUGCAAUAUUGUAACUCACUGACCCUACUGACGCAGAAGGCACGUGGUGCAGUGCGAGAUAUUGAUCCCCAAAAUGACCUCACAUUUCUACGUGUCCGGUCAAAAAAGAAUGAAAUCAUGGUUGCACCAGAAAAAGAGUUCCUAUUAAUAACCAUACAGAACCCUCAGGAGACGUGAAUAUUCAGUCCCCCAUGGACCCUUACAGGAAUUGGACAAUAUAGGACUUCAGCUUAAACGACACGCCAAGGCAUUCAGAUUAUACAUACUGUAUACAUAUAAUUAUAUUUCACUACCGGUAAUUGGUUUUUUGUUUCAUAAUGGGUGUAAUCAUAGUCCAUCCAGAAAUUAAAUAUUUGAUAUUUUCAAUGGAUUUCUUGACAAAGAUGUAAAUACAAAUUUUUUGUUACUUUCAUGUAGCUUAAAAGAUUAUUUUCAUGGACUAUGAUACACUUUAAUAGCUUUUAGCUAAAAAUAAACAAUUAAAAUUUCAAUUUUGGAAUUAUUUGAAUUUGAAUUGAACAAUUACUUGUUAUAAGUCUGUUUUUGAAAUGGUUUUGGAUAAAAGGACCAGUAAAAGUUGACUGUUGACUGCCUACUUAUAAUAGUAUAAGGCCUCAGAGGCCAUUUCUAGUAUUGCCAACAAAUGUCAGUUAUAUGAAGCUUACAUUUGUAUGUUUGAAAUUUGUAUAAUGUUUUAAAAUGUUCAAACAUUCCUUCAACGAACACAGUAGACAGUUAAAUUUUGAUAUUUGUAUUAUACAUCCACGGGAGCUUGAAUUGAUUAGCAACUCUCUGUGAAAAAGAAUUCUUAAACUUGAUAAAAACUAGUUGUGCUUUGUAAUAUCAAUAUCCCGUUGUAAUAUCAAUAUCCUGUUGUAAAAGUAUCACCAUGGAAGAGUUCUCUUACUUCAGAAUCUGAUUCAAGCCACAGUGCUUUUCGUCAUAGUGGUUGGUUGUAGCCAAAACAUGUAUGGAUUUAGAUCUGCUUAUUCAUAGUAGUGAUCUGUCUUUUAUAUUGUGCUUAUUCUGUACGUUCUCCAUGUAGCUUACAAGUAACAUUUAACCAUUUCUGGUGUCGGUCAAUGCUGGAUCAAAUGGUAAAUAUUCCAUACCUUGUAAAUUAUAUAUUAUUUAUUGAUCUGUUUUGUUAGGUAUUUCACUUGUACCUAAAACAAUAGCAUCAUGAUUUUUACAUAUUUUAAGCAUUGCCUCUGUUUUCACUGUACUCAAUAACAAACAUAAAAAUAAACAAAAUUACUAUACUGAGA